UGAACUCAUAGCACCGCUCUCUCUCUCUCUCUCUCUCUCUGUGAGUCCAGGAAAAUGUCCGAGGCCAGUAUUUCAGUAGAUCAGCUUUCAGUGGAUCAGUUCAUCUGUCCAGUGUGUCUGGAUCUCCUGAAGCAUCCAGUGACUAUCUCCUGUGGUCACUGUUUCUGUAAGGUGUGUAUUAAUGACUGCUGGGAUCGGGAGGAUCAGAGUGGAGUUUAUAGCUGUCCUCAGUGCAGAGACACUUUCACUUUAAGGCCUGUUCUACGCAGAAACAACAUGCUGGCUGAAGUGGUGGAGAAACUCAAAAAGAAAAAGAAGAAGAAAAAGAAAACUGAAGUCCAAGCUGCUUCUCCUGCUCACUGUUACGCUGGACCUGGAGAUGUGGAGUGUGAUUUCUGCGCAGAGAGGAAACAUAAAGCUGUCAAGUCCUGUCUGAUGUGUUUGGCCUCCUUUUGUGAAACUCAUCUGAAACCUCACUAUGAAGUUCCUGGAUUGAAAAAACACCAGUUAAUUGAAGCUUCUGGAAAUCUAGCAGAGAAGAUCUGCUCUGAGCAUGAUAAAGUGCUGGAGAUCUACUGCCGUACUGACCAAAGCUUCAUCUGUUAUCUGUGUACAAUGGAAAAACACAAAAGCCACGACACCACCUCAGUUAAAACAUGCAGAACUGAAAAACAGAUUGAGUUAAAGGAGGAACAGAUGAAAUCCCAGAAGAAAAUCCAGGAGAAUCAGAAGAAGGUGCAGGAGCUGAAACAGGCUGUGAAGACUAUAAAGCUGAGUGCCCAGACAGCAGUGAAGGACAGUGAGAUGAUGUUUACUGAGAUGAUCAGCCUAAUAGAGAAAAAGCGCUCGGAGGUGACGGAGCUGAUCAGAGCUCAGGAGAACGCUGAACUGAGUCGAGCUGAACGACUCCUGGAGCAACUGGAGCAGGAGAUUGCUGAUCUUCAGAGGAGACUCACUGAGCUGGAGCAGCUUUCACAUACACAUGAUCACAUCCAUUUCCUCCAGAGUCUCCAGUCUCUCUGUGUCUCUUCUGGACGUGGGGACUCACCCAGCAUCACUGUCAAUCAACAUCUCUCAUUUGAUGGAGUGAGGAAAUCUCUCUCUGAUCUGAAAAAGAGACUCGAGGAAUUCUGCCAGGAGGAAUUCAUCAUCCCUCAAUAUGCUGCAGCAGUUCAGAUGAUUUUACCCUCAGAACCAAAGAGCAGAGAAGAUUUUCUCCACUAUUUCUGUGAUCUGACUCUGGAUCCCAACACAGUACAUUAUAACCUCAUCCUGUCUGAGGAGAACAGAGCGGUGACGUACAGUAAGAGAAAGCAGCCGUACCCUGAUCAUCCAGAGAGAUUUGACUACUUUUAUCAGGUGUUGAGUAAGGAGAGUGUGAGUGGACGCUGUUACUGGGAGGUAGAGUGGAGCAAUGAGGGACAUGUGUACAUAUCAGUCUCAUAUAAAGACAUCAGCAGGAAAGGACGGGGUGAUGAGUGUUGGUUUGGAGGCAACAACCAGUCCUGGAGUCUGCAAUGCUCUUCAUCUUCUUCACUCUGUUUUUAUCACUACAACAUUAUGACUGAUCUCAGAGCUCCAUCAUCCUCCACAAUAGGAGUGUAUGUGGAUCACAGUGCAGGAACUCUGUCCUUCUACAGCGUCUCUGACACCAUGAAGCUCCUCCACAGAGUCCACACCACAUUCACUCAGCCUCUGUACGCUGGGUUCUGGUCUUCUCUUGGAUCAACUGUUAGAAUAUGUCAUCAAAAAUAAAAAUUAAAAAAAUAUUAAUAAAGUGAUUUUUGUUAACUGCUGUAAACUAGCAGAAAGAACAUUGUAAUGCUCGCUCUACCAUUUAAUAAUAAUCUUUGUGCUGCAAUGUUUUUGUGAAACUCCUCCAGAUCACUAAGAACUUUCAGGUCAUCAGUGAAAACACACAUUUUACUGUAUAAGCACUCUGGGUCAAAAUCAGAGCCGUGUCUCAGUUACAUGUGAUUGUGACCUUGAACUAGUCUCUUUGUGUAAUACCAUUGUGUAUAAUCAGUCAUUUAUGUAGAAAUAACCGAGUACACCCUAAUCCUAAUGUUAAAGAGGAAAUGGAUAAAGACAAUAAUUACAUACAAUUGAGCUGAAGGUAAAGCAGAUCAGUGA
This is a messenger RNA of Clarias gariepinus (North African catfish), 2133 nucleotides long. Its product is annotated as E3 ubiquitin-protein ligase TRIM16-like. Gene Ontology annotation, molecular function: protein binding; zinc ion binding. The transcript is spliced from 6 exons. The record is from RefSeq and is a predicted model, not a curated record. Bases 55 to 1755 code for a protein of 566 amino acids. NCBI's taxonomy places the organism in Eukaryota, Metazoa, Chordata, Actinopteri, Siluriformes, Clariidae.